Messenger RNA from Tetrahymena thermophila SB210, 1752 nucleotides. Its product is annotated as EF hand protein. The record is from RefSeq and is a predicted model, not a curated record. Lineage: Eukaryota; Ciliophora; Oligohymenophorea; Hymenostomatida; Tetrahymenidae. The transcript has 12 exons. Gene Ontology annotation, molecular function: calcium ion binding; protein phosphatase regulator activity. Gene Ontology annotation, cellular component: protein phosphatase type 2A complex. Gene Ontology annotation, biological process: protein dephosphorylation.
AUGAUUGAUUCCAAGAAAGGAUUAAGCGAGAGCUAGCAAUUUAAACCCCCUACAUACAAUUAGAAUGUGAGAUACAUAUUAGCAAAACAAAAAAUAGAUGAUUUGUUUUUGAAAUUCUUGAGUUAGCCAACAACAAAUGAUGUUAUUUAAAAUUUGCUUAGAGAUAUUAAAAGUGGAACAGUUAACGAAAAUAACUUGCCAAAUCCAAUUUUUACAUCUCCAAAAAUCACAUUAUAAAAUUCAAUGACUUCUUCAACAAUACUUCUUAAUUCACCUAUUUCUAAAUCACCUUAAAAGCAUCAACCUGUUAAUUCUCCUCGCUCUCCUUCUGAAAAAGAAAAUAGACAUAAGAAGAAUUAGCUAGAAGCCUCACCAACUAACAAUAAGGGAAAUAAAGCAAAUAAUAUGUCAGCGUCAACCCUACUAGCUAAUAGUUAAUUAAUGUAAAGCAUGGUCGUUAAUAAAGCAAAUUAUGAUGAAAUACCUUAAUUCUAUUUCGGAGAACCAACUAGAAUGCUCGACCCUUCUGCAUAAGAAGAAUAAAAUAAAAUAAUAAGUGAAGUGUUUGGUAGAAAGACAGAAAUAGAAAUGAAAGAUUUUAAUGACUUAACAACUAAACUUGCCGAUUUGCCUAACUUCUUUAAUUAGCUGCUCUUCAAUAAAAUCGAUAAAUAGAAAAGUGGUAAAAUAAGCAAGCAGGUAUUUAUAAAUUAUUGGAAGAAUGAGCUCUAAUUAAAAGACCAAAAAGAAAGGUGCUUCCAUGUUUUAAAAAAAUAAUCAAAUGAAUUUAUAGAAAGAGAUGACUUUUUACCAAUGAUGAAAGUCUUACUAGAAACUCACCCUGGUUUGGAAUUCUUAAAGGCUACUCCUGAAUUUUAAGACAGAUAUGCUGAUACAGUUGUUAUUAGAAUAUUCUUCAUUGUAAAUAGAAGAGAUAAUGGUCGCAUUUCCUAUCAAGAAUUUAAAAAGAGUAACCUUUUCCAAGUAUUUUAGCAAGUUGAUAAAGAAGAAGACAUAAACAAGAUAAGGGACUUCUUCUCAUACGAGCACUUCUAUGUUUUAUAUUGUAAAUUUUGGGAGUUAGAUACAGACCACGAUUUUUAUAUCACAAAAGAAGAGUUUAGUAAGUACUCUGGACAUGCUCUUUCAAGAAAAACUGUAGAUAGAAUAUUUGAGUAAGCUCCAAGGAAGUUUAAGUGUACUGACCCAACAAAAGCUGGAUUUAUGGGAUAUGAAGAUUUUAUUUGGUUUGUUUUAGCUGAAGAAGAUAAAACCACUUUGACUAGUUUAGAAUAUUGGUUUAAGGUAGUAGAUUUAGAUGAUAAUGGAAUAAUUACAGGCUUUGAAAUGAAUUGGUUUUUCGAAGAAUAAAGAUAAAGAUUGGAGUAUUUGAAUCACGAAAAUGUCUUAUUUGAAGAUAUUGUAUGCUAGAUGGUAGAUUUGCUUAAACCUGAAGAUGACAUUAAAUUUUAUUUCAAACAUUUUAAGGCUAAAUAAAAUGUUUGUGGAAUAUUUUUUAAUUUCAUGACUAACUUAAAUAAAUUAGUGCAAUAUGAGCAAAGAGAUCCUUUCUAAUUAAAACACGAAUUAAAUGAACACCCAGAUUACACAGAAUGGGAUAGAUUUGCAUAAAAUGAAUAUUAACGCUUAGCUAUGGAAGAAGAGAAUCAAGAAAAUGGAGAAGUAUUUAACGAUGGCAUCGAUCCAUGGGAUUAGGAUGGAGGUGAAAAUCAGCCAUUUUCACCAAUGUGA